Messenger RNA from Scutellospora calospora, 152 nucleotides. The record is from the annotation of a GenBank genome assembly. Lineage: Eukaryota; Fungi; Glomeromycota; Glomeromycetes; Diversisporales; Gigasporaceae.
AUGUUAACAAAGUUGGAUUUAUCACUUGAGAACAAUGCAUUAAGGAAGGCACUAUACGGUGAAGACCCAGAAGAGAAGAUGCAUCGUAGAAAGAUGCACCUCAGAGGCCUCACAAAUAAGAAGCAAUACGCAGAUAUAUGCAAAAUAGCACA